Molecule: messenger RNA, 1834 nt
Organism: Theobroma cacao (cacao)
Lineage: Eukaryota; Viridiplantae; Streptophyta; Magnoliopsida; Malvales; Malvaceae
Biological process (GO): defense response
Source: RefSeq, a predicted model, not a curated record
AUUAAUAUUGAUAUUGAUGAGGAAUAUGAACGUUUUAGCACCAUUCCAGCUGUUGGAGCUCAAUGUGAUCUCGGCCCAGGACUUGGAGCCCGUAAGUCGUCGCAAAAUGCGGACCUACGCGGUGGCUUGGGUGCAUCCGCAACGCAAGCUGUCGACCCGAAUCGACAACCUAGGCCACACCAACCCGACGUGGAACGACAAAUUCGUUUUCCGCGUCGACGACGAGUUCCUCCACGGUGACACGUCGGCCGUCAUGAUCGAACUCUACGCCGUCCAUUGGUUCCGCGACAUCCACGUGGGAACCGUCCGGGUCAUCGUCGGAAACCUCAUAUCGCCGCCUACGUCUCGGCCGCGCCAUCGCCACGAAGUCCAGAUAGGGAUGAGGUUCGUGGCGCUUCAGGUUUGGAGGCCAUCGGGUCGGCCCCAAGGGAUUUUGAACAUUGGGGUGGCGUUGCUUGAUAGUUCAAUGAGGAGCAUGCCUUUGUAUAUGCAAAUGGGGUCGUCGGCGGUCGGGUAUCGGCAUUUGAUGGGUGAGGAGAUUCAAAGCUCCAAUAAUAAUAAUAAUAAUAAUCCUUCCAUCACUAGCAAAAGCAAUAACCCUCAGCUUUUGCUUAAUGGGCUAAUCAAACCCAUGCUCCGACGAACCAAGAGUGAUUCGAGUUCGAUGUUCUCGUCAGAUUUAAAGAGCAAGAGAUCCAUUAAAGGCGGGUCAGUGGUUAAUGGGGGCUCAAUGGUUAAUGGUGGGUCAAUCGUUAACGGGUCAGAAAUUGGGAAAACCUAUAGAAUUAAUUCAAGGGGAAGUUCCAUGGUAAAUUACACAUUUGAGAAGAGUAAACUGGGAAAACCAAGUUCCAUUAUUAACGGGUCCCAGGAUCCAGGAAAAAAAGGUUCGGAAGUUACGGGGCUGUCCAAGAAAAUAGACAAGGGGACCAACGAGAAAAACGGUCCAAAAGCUGUGGUGAAAUCAUCAGCCGCCAAGUCACCGGGUGGGUUUAAAUAUAACGGGUUGGAUUACGGGGCUCCAAGAAAAAUGGGUGGGGGUACAUUUUGCACCGAUUCAGAGUUGGGUCCAUCCCCAUCCGAGGUGGCAGCAGCCAUGGCCAGAAACAUGUACCCCAACAGAAUGGAUGAGACAGAGAGCUCCUUGGUGGACGAGUGGAGUCUAGAUGGGAGCAUCGAGGGGCUUCGGUCAAAGCUGGACAGGUGGAGAACCGAACUCCCACCAGUGUACGACCGAGGUGAAUUUUCUAGUUACCUGUCUAGCGGGAUUCCUACAACCACCAAAAAAACCAGACAUGUUCGAAGACACACUGUCAAUGAGGGUUUGUUUUCAUGUUUUGGUAACGUUUGUGGAUGUGAAAUCUCCAUUUCUUGUGGGCCUAGUGGGGCAGCAGCAGCAGCUAGAGAAAAGGGCAAGUUGCGCCGAACCCAUUCCACGGAUAACUUGAGUUUCCUUUGAAGUUUGAGAAUCAUAAGGACUAAAUUGUAAAGGCAGUAGUUUUUCUUUUUUAUUUGGACGAGUACAAAAUGGAGGGGGACAAUGGCUUCUGAAGAUUGAUGGAAGUCGCUUAGGCCAUUCUUUCCCAUUUAUUUUUCUUUUUCUUUUUCUUACUGUUUUGUAGUUCGUGUACUGAAAUCACAUCCCAUUUUAUACUUGGGGGAAAAAGAAAAAGAACAAGAAAAAUGAUGCUAAUGGUUGAGGGUUGUUGCUCGAAAUUUAUGAACCUUUUGUCAUAAUUCAAACAUUAAUAUGUGUUUUCUGGGAGGGGCUAGAGAAAUUUUGUGUUUCAAUAUUGAAGGUUUACUUGGAUGAAAUCAAUGCAUGGUUCGGAUU